GAAAAAAGAGAUCUCUUUUUGUGCUACCAACUCUAGGUUUUUCCUGGAAACAUAGACAAAGAUAGCAUCGUAAAAAACAGUCUGAAUGAAUUUUCAAGUGCGAGAUACAUUCGCCUUGUGCCAACAAAACAACAUGGCCAUAAAAUUUUGAGAGUGGAGGUAUAUGGAAUACUUCUAACUAAAGUUCCAUCACAACCUCCCACUUCCCUCAAGUUGACUGCAAACUCCUCUACCAGUAUCACAGCUUCCUGGCAGUUACCACCAUUACUUGCCAGACAUGGAAGACACGUCAAGGGGUUUAAACUAUUUUACCGAGAGAUGGCCUUUGCAGGGUCUUUUUACUUGAAUAUUACCAGUGGUUCAACAUUACGCAGGCUUGUGGCAGGGCUUGAUAUGUACACAGAGUAUGAAUUUCAAGUGUUGGCCUACACGUCUGAUGGAGAUGGACCAAAAAGUUUUGUUGAGGUGGAAAGAACGAUGGAAGCUGCUCCUUCACAACCUCCAUCCAACUUCAAAGUCACUGCAACCUCUUCUACCAGUGUUACGGCAUCAUGGCAACUACCACCAGAAGACUCCAGAAAUGGAAUAAUUAAAGGAUUCAAAUUGUUUUACAAAAGGAAAGACUCUUCAGGGUCAGGAAACAUCCUAACUAUCAAUAGUGAAUCAACUUUAGACAAAGAUGUCAAUGGUCUUGACGAGUACACAGAGUACGACUUUCGAGUGUUGGCCUUUACUUCUGCUGGUGAUGGAGUAAACAGCUCUGUGGUUCGUAAGAGAACAAAAGAAGACGUUCCCUCACAGCCUCCCAAUGGCUUUACUCUGACUGCAACCACUUCUACAAGUAUAACAGCAUCCUGGCAGUUACCACCAGCAGACUCCAGAAAUGGAAUCAUCACAGGAUUUAAAUUGUUCUACAAAAAGAAAGGCUCUUUAGGGUCACCAAACGAGCAGCUUAUUGGCAAUAAGGCAACUCGCACUAAAGAGGUCACUGGGCUUAAUAAGUACACUGAAUAUGAAUUUCAAAUAUUGGCAUUCACUUCUGUUGGAGAUGGAACAAGAAGUGCAGCUGUCUUUAAGAAAACAAAGGAGGAUGCUCCUUCACAACCUCCCUCACAAUUCAUCGUCACAGUGAACUCUUCAACCAGUAUUACAGCUUCAUGGAAGCUUCCACUAGAACACUCCAGACAUGGAAACAUCAUAGGAUUUAAACUGUAUUAUAAAAAGAAUGACUCGAGUUCUGCAACCUCCUUGACUAUUAACAAUGGAAAUACAUCAGCAACAAGAGUUAACGACCUUGACAAAUACACAAAAUAUGAUUUUCAAGUGUUGGCCUUUACUUCUGCUGGUGAUGGACCAAAUAGUUCUGUUGUGUUCAGGACAACAAUGGAAGAUGCCCCCAGUGCACCUACGUCUUUGUCUUAUGUAGGUGUGCCACCCAGCAGUUCGCAUGGUCCAAGAAUAAUCUUGUCUUGGAGUAAGCCUACCGAGCCAAAUGGAGUCAUCAGAAGUUACAAUUUGUUUUACCGUCACGAUGGAGGUGCACCAGUAAAUAUUUCUGGAAUAGACAAAAAUGCACUCAGUCACACAGUUGAUGUGUUAGGAGGAGUAACCUAUCAGUUUCAUGUCAGAGCUGUGACUAUUAGACGUGGUCCAAAUCAGACGAUAACUGUAACUACCAAGGAAUAUGAGCCUAGUCGUGGACCAGAAGAGAUAUCUUCUUCUGCACUGAACUCCACAAACAUCAAUAUAACUUGGCUUGAACUGCCAAGAGAAGUAGCCUAUGGUAAAGUCAUAAGAUAUGAAGUUAGGCUCACUGUAGUGGAAAACUGUACGAAGAUCCAGUUUGCCUUUCAUUCAACCAUUAACACGACCAUUACCUAUGUUCUCGUGACUGGACUCUCUUUAUGUGCUAAGUACGAAGUGUCUGUUAGAGGCUACACUGCUGUGGGGCCUGGACCCUACAGCAGACCUGUAAUGGUGCAGACAUUGGCUGAAAUAUGGUCCAAAGAGAGACCAUCUUCGCCCUCUUUUUCCGCGAAUUCAAAGGGAGGUGGAAUUUCAGCCAAAGUAAUGCUUCCACGUUUUCCUGGAAAUGCAAGGUUUUUUCAAGUUAUCAUCAUAACAUACAGCUCAAACUAUACUGGUGCUGUUAAACCACCAGGAAGAUUUACAACACAAGACAUGAUGACGUAUGAAGAAGCGCACAAAUCGUCCGUCCCUGCUGCUUAUGUUGCUUUCCAGUUUGGAGGAAAUUAUUUUUAUAAAAAUAAGGAAUUUGUUAUUGGAAAUGGAGCGCAAUCCGGUGGUAAAGAAAGGAGAAAGAGAAGUAGUGGUUAUCAGGUUUAUUACAACAAACCGCUCCAGCUGAAUACAAAUUACAGAGUGUUCCUCAGGGCUUUUGUCUCCGAGACGGUGUAUGUGUCAAGUAAUUUCGUAACCAUUGACACCAAAGGGAAACCUAUCAUAAAAGAUCUGCCUAAAAGAACCAUUACAGCAAUUGGUGAACUGGUAGUGUUGACUUGUGAGGUUAGUGGAGACCCUGAGGCCUCUGUUACCUGGACCAAAGAUGGACUUACCAGUAUAGCUCGCGCUCAGUUGGAGAACAACGCCAAAAUACUUUUCAUACAAGAUGUUGUUCCUGGUGACAGUGGCGUUUAUGAAUGUAAAGCAGUGAACAUGUUUGGAGAGAGCCGUACAGCUACGAUAGUUAUUGUCGCGGUGCCACCCAGAAUUAUCGAAGAGCUCUCUCCUUCUUCAGUGAUAUGUGAAAAGCAAACUCCGUGUUUUCUCUCAUGUCAAGCAACAAGUUAUAUUCCGUUUAACUCCUCUUGGACGAAGGAUGGUGAGGUUGCAACUGGUGAUAACAUGAAGUUAUUGAAUAACAGUCUCAUUGUCACACCACGGGAUGCACAAGAUUAUGGGGAUUAUAUGUGCCACGCUACAAACACCUUUGGGUCAACAAUGUACAAAAUCACUCUGGUUGCUCCUACAGGUAAUCAAGUUCUCGAUGACGACACACAAAGCAGCUUACUUGCCGGUGUCAUCGCAUUGUCUUUUAUUGUGUUCGUGUUGCUCAUUAUAAUUUGUGGGCUGGUAUGGCAGCGAAGACGAGCUGUUCCUGAUAAAAGAAUACAGAGUAAAGAAGAAAUUGACUUUGAUGGCGUCAAAUCUUCACCUGAUCAACUGACAAGUGACGAACAAUCUUCAGACCCAAACACAUAUAUGGAACUCAAACCCAGGCCUUCGAACCAGGAGUCUCAUGUUCCUUCUGAGUAUCAGUUGGUACAGGAAAAACUCGAGAACCCCGGAUAUUAUAAUAUGGUGCUUCAGAAGGAAAGUGGCGGGAAACAAAAUGAAGAAGUUUAUGAGGAAAUAUAAUAAUUCCAAAAUUGAUUGUGUAAACUUUUAGUUCAGAUUGUCCAUCUUGUUUUAUACAAUUAAGCUUAAUUAUAUACUCAUUCUGUAGGUAUAAUCUCAUGGAGAACAGACGCACAGAUGACGUCACCAUUAACAGCAUCUCGCUUCUUUAUUGUAUAAAGCAGGUGGAUUUCCUGUUGCCGUGUAUCUGUUCUGUAAUAAGUCACAGAAGACGUCAAAAUUUGGUAAGAACGUUAGUGCUACACUCGACUGCACUUCGUUUGCUACUGUUUUGUCCUGACUGCAUUUUGACGUCAUCUGUUGCAAAGACGGAACAGACGCACGGCAACUUCCAAACGUUACGUCGGUUCGUGACACACAUCUUGUUCUAGUUAGCUAAAAGAAGCGAUAAGUAAUUUGGCAAUGAAAUAAAUUCGUUUGAACUGUCUUCCUCAUUCAUUCAAAAUUAAUUUCUUAAACCUUUCUUAUAUUUUACUUGUAUCUGUGUAAUUAUAUCAUUUACUUUUGACGUAUGUAAAAUGCACAGCUCGAUCGUAACCUUUAGUUAUGACCCUCAGAUGAGUGGUAAACUAGAUUUAUAACUUUGUGUGGGGUGCCCAAACUAAACGAAACCACUUAAAAGACAAUCACACAUAACUUCAUCAAUAUGGCUCGACGAAUCCGUGUUAUCAAAUGUGAAUUAUGAAUCUAUAUAUACCGUUAGAGUCAGUGUUACAGCAUGAAAAUUGAAUUCAAAUUAAGGCGUGUUCUAGCAGACCACUAGUAAAAAUACGAGCCAUUAGGUGUAAGGAAUAGCAAAGUUUCGUAAAGUGAUAUCUCUUUGACUCAUAAAUUACCUUUUAAAGACUUCAGCCUAUUUCUUUUAGUCGUUUAUCGGACAUUAGGAAUAUUUUCAAUAUAUUUUUAUGCGCAGUAAAUUAUUUUCAAUUGUAAAAGCAAUAUAUUACUUUGCUUUCUUUGAAGCAAUUGAAAAAGCUAGGGUACAGAAUAUUAUUGUUGGGUGUUUGUAGAUAAGAGAAUAGAAGAUGAUGAAUAUUUUCACUCCUGAAGGUAUUUUUAGAUUAUUGAGUAUUUACAGAUGGUAGAAAAUGCUGGGAAAGAUUUUUCCAAGGCAAUAACAUCCAAAUGGGUUGUAAAUGUAAAGAAGCAACAGAAUAGUUGUAGAAUAAAGUAGUAGAAUAAAAUGUUUUACCAAAA
Messenger RNA from Stylophora pistillata, 4575 nucleotides. Its product is annotated as receptor-type tyrosine-protein phosphatase delta. Gene Ontology annotation, biological process: cell-cell adhesion. NCBI's taxonomy places the organism in Eukaryota, Metazoa, Cnidaria, Anthozoa, Scleractinia, Pocilloporidae. Gene Ontology annotation, molecular function: protein binding. The record is from RefSeq and is a predicted model, not a curated record.